GUUAAGCCUAGACUGUUCUCGCAAAACUAUGCGUCCUAAGCUACGAGUAGUCCCUCUUUCGCUUAUUCCUUCGAACUUGACCGUAAGUGAACCUUGAGGAAAAAAUGGCCGCGCGAAAUCCCGGGACCAAGAAGCGCGCGCUUCUCGCCCCCAGGAUUUUGUACGACCAUUUUUUCCCGCGGUUUUGUUGUGCGUCAAUCACGACGGACUAAGCAACAGAGGAACUACUCGUGGUCUACAUGUGUCCAGACAAUCCCAGCGAGCUACCUAACGUUAAAGUUGUUCUCUUGUUUACGGCUGCCCUUGUAUUUUGUUUCAGGUGCUGUUUUGUGCCGGUGCGGUGAUUGUUAUCGGUUGUGCCACGUGGUUUUAUUUCACCCCCCAGUCACAAAGAGAUAUGAUCUACGCGCCAACAAUCAUCAUGGGCGCGGGAAACUCCAUGAUGUUAGUGACGUCACUUGCCAUGGUGGCGGAAAUAAUCGGUGAUGACAAAAAAUCUAGUGGUUUUGUGUACGGUGUUUGUGCUUUGAUGGACAAAACAUCCCUUGGGUUUAUAGUGUUAGGACUGCAAGAAAAUUAUCCCGAAACAAAAGGACCCUGUGGCGAACCUUGUGCCCAGUACCUCAGAGGCGCAUUCUCGGUAUUUCCUGGUAUCGAGGCUCUGGUCGCUUUCUUGAUUGUAGCCUUGUUGUAUCGUCCAUCUUCCAACAAAAAUAUGAAACGACGAAUGACCAUUUCAGGUAAAGAGGAAGUGUACAUUGACGAUAUCGACUUUAAAGUACUGCCUUAUCUGAAAUCGACAGAAGUAUAACACUGCAGUUAACACCUCUCCAGACAUCUACUGCAGUUCCGGUUCACGUGAUCAGAGUGUGUUGUGAAUGUGAUGAGUGCAAAGGGCAAAGAGCAAAGAGCAAUCGCGCGAUUGCGGCCUAUGAACACGUGGACCUAGACAUACGCCUCAAAGGCGAAGUACCAAUUGAACAUCUAUAGCAAAAAAAAAUGAAUUUCAAUUUGGGACAUUGCUGGUGUUUUACUCGUAAUAUAUAAAAACCUUUCGAAUCAUGUUAAAGAUCAUUUUUAAAAUUGAAGACAGAAUUAUUUAUACCUCACUGGAAAAGUCAAACGGCUCGUACCUUUUUAGAAAAGAGGAUUUUUGAAUUGAAAUUGAUAAUUUAUAUUAUGGGUAGUUAGUUAAUAUAGUGGUCGGGUAACUUCAAAGCCCUUGUUAUCGUUUUUACACAAAUACAUUGGUUUGGUUAUGACUAGCACAAGUUAAGGUCUUAAGUUUUGAAUAAUCGAACACUUGCAGAUAAAUGCAAAACUAAAGGAGUAACACAAUCAUUUGCGGUGGUCAGUAUUUAAUUCUAGUUUUUCAAGCCCGAGCAGAUGAGCCAAUCAGCGUGGCGUGCCUCAGCCAAUCAAAUGCUAUAAAAAGAUGAAGAUUGGUCCCAGUCCGUUCUCCUCUUGAUUUUGUGGUUGUUUGGUUUCUUGCUGCCGGUUAACAAUGUUGUUUUGUUUUAGUUAACAAUGUCUUUGUUUGUAACUGAGUUUUAAUCACUUUGGUUAAUUUAACUAAAGGGGUGUGUCGCUUAUGUGACAUGUUCUCAGUCAGGUCGUUUAUAAGAAUCAAGUUACCACCUCUUGGCAUCACAAUCUUGCCCAUUUUCAACAUCCGUAUUCCCCUUAAACAUCUACAUAGAUGCUUCUCCUCUGUUGUGUCAAAUACAUGAAGGUUUCCCUUGAUUCUGAGACUACUUUGAAUGUGACUCAAUAGCUGACCCAGCCUAUUUCAUUUAAAGUUCUUUCAUACUCAAAUAUUUGGUACUUAACUUUUUCAACUCUGACAUAAAAACUACUUGUAUUGAAAAAAAGUGUGGUUUCAUAGCGAAGGGUGUGUACCGGUAAACUUAAUUAAAAGAGUUUGCUAAAAUAA
This is a messenger RNA of Orbicella faveolata, 1933 nucleotides long. Its product is annotated as major facilitator superfamily domain-containing protein 12-like. Gene Ontology annotation, biological process: carbohydrate transport; transmembrane transport. NCBI's taxonomy places the organism in Eukaryota, Metazoa, Cnidaria, Anthozoa, Scleractinia, Merulinidae. The record is from RefSeq and is a predicted model, not a curated record. Gene Ontology annotation, cellular component: plasma membrane. Gene Ontology annotation, molecular function: symporter activity.